ACCAAAGCCUUUGCUUUUGAAGUUGUUACAGUCUGUCGGUGCACAAAAAGACACUUACACAAUGAAAGAGGUUCUCUUUUACCUUGGCCAGUACAUCAUGACCAACCGCCUGUACGACGAGAAGCAGCAGCAUAUCGUGUACUGCUCAAACGACCUUCUGGGAGACCUGUUUGGCGUGCCCAGCUUCUCUGUGAAGGAGCACAGGAAAAUAUAUACAAUGAUCUACAGAAACUUGGUGGUAGUUAACCAGCCGGAACCCUCAGCCUCUGGCACAUCUGUGAGUGAGGAUGGGCAUCACCUUGCAGGCAGGAGUGAUCCAAAGGACCCUGUGCUGGAGCUACAGGAAGAGAAGCCUUCGUCUUCACAAGUGGCUUCCAGACCUUCUGCCUCAUCCAGGAGGAGGGCCGUCAGUGAGACAGAAGAGAGCGCCGAGGAGCCGCCCGGCGAGCGCCAGAGGAAGCGGCACAGGUCGGACAGCCGCUCGCUGUCGUUCGACGAGAGCCUGGCCCUGUGUGUCAUCCGCGAGAUCUGCUGUGAGCGAGGCAGCGGCGGUGGCGGCAGCAGCGACUCUGCAGGGACACUGUCCAGCCCGGAUCUUGAUGCUGGCAUAAGUGAACAUUCAGGCGAUUGGUUGGAUCAGGAUUCUGUUUCAGAUCAAUUUAGUGUAGAAUUUGAAGUUGAAUCUCUUGAUUCAGAAGAUUACAGCCCCAGUGAAGAAGGACAAGAACUCUCCGAUGAAGAUGAUGAGGUAUAUCGGGUUACUGUGUACCAGGCUGGGGAGAGCGAUACCGACUCCUUUGAAGAAGAUCCGGAAAUUUCCUUAGCUGACUACUGGAAGUGCACCGCGUGCAGCGAGCUGAACCCUCCCCUGCCAUCGCACUGCAACAGAUGCUGGGCCCUGCGUGAGAACUGGCUUCCUGAGGGCAAAGGGAAGGACAGUGGGGACGCCACGGAGAAGGCCACCCUGGAGCAGCCGGCGGCGGCCGAGGAGGGCUUCGACGUUCCCGACUGCAGGAAGACUGCCGCGGGCGAAACUGAGGAGCCGAGGCCCGAGGAGAGUGACGAGAAGGCCACGCCAGCCUCCCAGUCACAGGAGAGCGAGGACUACUCCCAGCCGUCCACGUCAAGCAGCGUCGUCUGCAGCAGCCAGGAGGACUUCCGGGAGCUCGACAGGGAGGAGACGCAGGACAGGGAGGAUGGCGCGGAGGCCAGCUUUCCCCUCAACGCCAUCGAGCCAUGCGUGAUCUGCCAGGGCCGGCCCAAGAACGGGUGCAUUGUGCAUGGCAAAACCGGGCACCUCAUGGCCUGCUUCCCGUGUGCCAGGAAACUGAAGAAGAGGAACAAGCCCUGCCCUGUGUGCAGGCAGCCCAUCCAGAUGAUUGUGCUGACCUACUUCCCCUAGCGACCCCGCGGCCACGCUGCUCCCUGGAGGACCCCGGGCUCCCGGCAGCGUGGGGCCUGUUUCUGUUCACGCCUGCAGCAAGACAUGUCUCAUUCCGGAAAGAGCGCUCCUGUUUAGAGAAGAACUAACGUUCUUGGAAGAAGAGCUGCCUUGGGAGAGGAAUCGUGGUUUACUUCCAUUUAGGAGAGUACCGCUCUGCUUAUGUUUAUUUUGGGUUUUAUGUCAUUGGCAAUGGAUCUGUAGCUUCCAUUUUCAAUAAUGUCUGCGCACUCUUCCAGGAGAGGCACCCAGUUGUGUGUGUGUGUGUGUGUGUGUGUAGGACAUUUAAGUGUAACUUAUUUAGUGCCUUCCACGUGAGGUGAAAAUGUGUGAAAGAUUUAAUAUUUAAGCUCUAAGAUAUGUUUAAACCUUUCCAUGCAGCAUUUCUCUUUCUGAUCUUCUUAAAAAUACUCAGGCCAGGCAUGGUGGCUCACGCCUGUAAUCCCAGCACUUUGUGAGAAUCUCUUGAGGCCA
Molecule: messenger RNA, 1915 nt
Organism: Carlito syrichta (Philippine tarsier)
Lineage: Eukaryota; Metazoa; Chordata; Mammalia; Primates; Tarsiidae
Product: E3 ubiquitin-protein ligase Mdm2-like
Exons: 9
Coding region: 62-1402 (446 amino acids)
Biological process (GO): regulation of cell cycle; negative regulation of apoptotic process
Cellular component (GO): nucleus
Molecular function (GO): ubiquitin protein ligase activity; identical protein binding
Source: RefSeq, a predicted model, not a curated record